This is a messenger RNA of Brachypodium distachyon (stiff brome), 1257 nucleotides long. Its product is annotated as probable WRKY transcription factor 38. NCBI's taxonomy places the organism in Eukaryota, Viridiplantae, Streptophyta, Magnoliopsida, Poales, Poaceae. Bases 184 to 984 code for a protein of 266 amino acids. Gene Ontology annotation, biological process: regulation of DNA-templated transcription. The transcript is spliced from 3 exons. Gene Ontology annotation, molecular function: sequence-specific DNA binding; DNA-binding transcription factor activity. The record is from RefSeq and is a predicted model, not a curated record.
ACCGUACCUUCUCCAACAAUUCAGGGCUCCGAAAGCGCUCUGCUGCCUCCCUCAGCGCCGACGUACUGCUGGAUAUCGCCCGGCCGGGAAACUCCAACUUAUUUCGCCUACGCCGGCCUUCAUCGCCGAUCGAUUCUGAUCGGAGGUUGCGAUAGAUUGCUAAGAGCCACCAAAAGGGCCACCAUGGCUAAGAGCGGGGGCAGCUCCAGCAGUGGCAGCUUCGAUGGAGCCAACAAAAGGCCGUUGCAGGAUAGCGUUGGAGGCUGUGCCCAGGAGCACGCCAAGAAUAGGAAGACUCGCGUCGGCGUGAGAACAGACUACACAUAUGCACCUUAUCAUGAUGGCUUCCAGUGGAGAAAAUAUGGCCAGAAGAUGAUCAGGGGCAAUAUAUUCCCAAGGUGCUACUACAGGUGCACGUACCACCAGGAUCACGGCUGUCCGGCGAGCAAGCACGUGGAGCAGAGCAACUCCGAGGACCCGCCCCUGUUCCGGGUGAUCUACACCAACGACCACACGUGCAGCGGCGCCUCGGAGCAGUACUGCUACAUGGCCUCCUCGAUGCAGAUCCAGCAGAUCGCCGACGCCUCUCUCAGAAAGCCAGCACCGGAGACGACGCCAGCGCCGCCGCUCCCGCAGCAGCAGCAGCUGGCUCGUCGCGGCCGUGCUGCCGCCUACGCCGCGGCGAUAAAACAAGAGAAAGACGCCAUCGUCUCCUCCCUGCUCACAGUGAUCAGAGGCUGCGAGGUCGACGUUGUGAAGUCUGAACCUGUACAUGAGAACUACGGUGCCGGUGCGUGUAUGUUGUCGCCGCCGGUGGCCGGAGGAGCUAGUGGCCUUGAAGGAAGCGGUAGCUCUUUGGUUUCUCCCGUGGCGGUGCCGGCACCGGAUGACCUGGGACUGGACUUCAUGGUGGAGUCACUGGACCCAUGUUGGUUCGAGCCGUUGGAUUUGGGUUGGUUCAUAGAAUCCACGCACCCUAUCUGAGUUUGCAUUAUGUUAGAGCGACUAGCUUUCCGUUUGUAAUUAUGGAGUCCAUUUUUUUUGGAGAUGUGGUGGGAGAAGAGAAUACAUAUCCUUGCCACACUUCAAUAACUAAUUAAGGGAGUACAAUAAGAGCUGACCGUAGGUGUGGGUGGGUUCAUAACACAUUUUUGCCCACCCAAUACACCCGGAGAGAGCUAUUUUUUUUGUAAGAUGUCACUCAUAUCCAUCUAUUCUGCUUUUAGAAAGAAACAGAGUAUAUAUGCAAUUUUUGCA